Molecule: messenger RNA, 841 nt
Organism: Acyrthosiphon pisum (pea aphid)
Lineage: Eukaryota; Metazoa; Arthropoda; Insecta; Hemiptera; Aphididae
Product: WD repeat-containing protein 89
Molecular function (GO): protein binding
Source: RefSeq, a predicted model, not a curated record
GAAUUAAGAUAUUAAGUAUAUCUUAAUUCGUGCGCUGAACACUAAACACACGUGGUUUAUAAAGUCUUAUCACAUCCAAAUUUAAAAUUCACAUUUCACAAAUAUCUAAUAACAUUUUUUUUAUAUUUUAUUGGACAAAACAACUUUUUACUUUAAACUAUAUGUACUAGUUUUCAUUGUUACAAUGACUUUAAAUUUUAUUACAGAUACCGAUACAUCAGAAUCUAGUUCAGAUGGCGAAGAAACUUCAAAUCAUUCAAGUGUUAACGAAGAAGCCAGUUUGGAGGAAGAUGUAGUUGUUGACUUUAAUGAACAACCAGUAUUUGAUAGCUCUAAAGAAAUAAAUUACAAAAUUAAAUACAAACAAGCAUUUGAGGAAGUUAUCAUUUCUAAUGAUGUCUAUAUUUUGAAUUUGGAUGCACACAAAAUUGGACAAUCACUAAGAAUAGCAACAGCACUCUCCAACUUUACUUGUAAUAUCUAUGAUAUUGAUGCUGGAUGUAAGUCAAUUAGAGUAUCCUUGGAGCACGAAAAAAAAAUUGUUGAUGUCAAAUUUGGUUCAAGCAAUACUCAGUUAUCUUCCAUUGUGUACACAGGGUCUAAAGACGGCACUAUUAAGCUUUGGGAUUUGCGUAAAAAAGAAAAAUGUGUUUCUGUUUUUAAAGAUGAUACUGAUGCUGAACUGAAACCAUUGUCAUGUUUUGAUGUAUCUUGUGAUGGAAGAUUCUUAGUCGCCGGAACAGAAGUGUUUAAAGAUGAUGCUUUCUUAUUAUUUUGGGAUAUUCGUACAACUAAUCUACUUGGUGGUUAUUGGGAUACUCACCAAGAAGACAUUACACAG